AUGGCCAAUAAAGUUACCAUCGUCUUCUCAGCCAACGACCUCGAUCUUAGCGCCAUCUCGUUCACGUACAAGGGCGAAGAGAUUUACCUUCCCUUCACCAGCGCGAGCUCAACCAAUCAGGUACUGAGUGCCGCAGACGACGAGAUCCCUGAGAUGAUUCGGAUACGUGCUACUGUUACCAGCGGUGGCACCCGGGGCACCUCUACUCCAGUUCAGAAGCCUACGACUCCAAUCYUYCACACCCCGCUUACCGUGUUGGCCGGCCUGGCUACUCCUACUACUGUCACCCCCACCCAUAAGCGCCCUGCCUACGACCUCCGCUCUCCACUCUCAGAUUGGGACCACCGCACUUGCACGGGCACCGCUACCUCAGCCCGGCAGCAUGUAUCUUCGGCCUCUACCACCACAUCCAUCAAUCUGAAGACCACCACUCCAGCAGCUCCUUCACGUCCACUAGCCGAUGAGAAAAUCACUCCAGCUAUCCCGUCUUACUCUGAGCCUACAUGUGGCCAUCAAACUAACCCAAUCGUUAUUGAAGACGAGCCUGUAGCAAUCAUCUCCAAGAAGAACGUCAAAGUCAAGGCUCGUUCAGUCAACUUCAAGAUCGACCCCACUAUUUGGACGGCAGAAAUACAGGAAUCGAACAAGCAGACGAAGACCUUCAAGAGCAGCUCUUUCCAGAAGUGCGUCGACGAGAGCAGGACUGUCAAGGACAGGCGUGUUGUUUUGAAGAAGAUCUACAAGCAAAUUGGCGAGCAGGAGUUCUGGGAUUGUGUUCCUAUGGAGUGUCAUGACAAGCCUCGCCCUGUUCCUGAGGAGUGUGGGAAGCCGUUUUUGGAACAUGUGUUGAGAUGUAUCGUGCGGACGAAGGAUGAGGCUGUUUGA
Ramularia collo-cygni is the source of this 885-nucleotide messenger RNA. RefSeq lists its product as uncharacterized. Lineage: Eukaryota; Fungi; Ascomycota; Dothideomycetes; Mycosphaerellales; Mycosphaerellaceae. Bases 1 to 885 code for a protein of 294 amino acids. The transcript has a single exon. The record is from RefSeq and is a predicted model, not a curated record.